AUGCUGACAUCUUCAGAAACGAACGCGGGUCGAUUGAUAGCCGCCUAUCAUUCGGAUGUUCCAACCUACCCAAUGGAGGAAACGAUGGGACUGCUAAAUGUUCGUAGUACACUUAUACAUCAGUUUGCGACCACGACGAUUACCGUUAAAAGUGUCGAACAAAUUCGCAAAAAUCCAGUUCAGGGACUCUCUGGAGAAUCUGAAAAUUUGGUGAACGCCUGGAUGAACCUUCCCGAUUGUGGAGUAUGCGUAAUAGAACAUCGAAAGAAGUCUGGAAAAGUUCUUUACGAAACAAACAUGUAUCAUAUAGAUGAAUCCACCACUGAGCUGGUGAUUCAACCUGAGAAGAAUGAGUCGGUGAACGAAGAAGUCAAUACGGUGUCAGAUCCCACAACGGCCAAUUUACUGUUUAAUCUAUCACUGACGGAGGAGCAGAAAAAAGCAAAGGAUGAAGUCAUUUUACCAUAUGUUAAGAUCCAAGAUCAAUAUGAAGAAAAGGGUUCACCCACUGCCGGAGGCGGAACAAUCUUUUACGAACCCGAUGAUGCCGACGAUUUUGACGAGGAGGAUCCUGAUGAAGACUUGGACAUUUGA
Messenger RNA from Acaulospora morrowiae, 594 nucleotides. Lineage: Eukaryota; Fungi; Glomeromycota; Glomeromycetes; Diversisporales; Acaulosporaceae. The record is from the annotation of a GenBank genome assembly.